GGAUCCAUUAUCCUGCAAGUGUGUAUGAACCAUUGGACACCGUCUUACUUUGUAGAGCGAUGAGUUUCUGCCUCAUUGGUGCGAGAAGUGAGCAACGAAAGUCGCUUCAUCAGUAAGAGCUGGAGGCGCCUAGUCAAGCGAUGGGCGCUAAGGCUUAAUUCGGUGUUGAAAUCUUAUUGGCGGCCUCACACCACCUAUACGUGUAGGCAGUGAUCAUACUUAGUAAUAUCAAAACUCGCAACCUCGGCAAAAGACUUUCACCAUGACGAUACAUCCGUCAAGGACUUGUAAUCUGCUUACCGUUCUCCCUCAACCUCCAUGGAGACAGCCUCUGGAUUGGGACCUUAGGAUGACCUGGGAAUGCGAAAAACGUGUAUUCUUCCCGGCAUACGUGAAGCAGCAUGACACUAGUAACCCGUCGCAACGCUCGCUCGGUAGCUUCCCCCAUUUCCAAAGGCUUCCUGCCGAGCUACAGGUUCGCAUUCUUUCUUGCUGUCCAGCGUCAACCCUAUGGCAGCUCAUGCGUGUAUCUUCCACGCUACGCAUCGAAUCUUCGAAACUGUUCUGGGCAAGCCCAAGCGCCUCGUUCCUCCUAUCUGCUGACUGGCUAUUGGGAGGUGGCUACGCUGGACGUACUUAUCACGACCUUUCAUUCCUUCGCCACGUACAGAACGUAGAGAUUGAAUGCCACUGUCUGUACGAUGAGCUUUGGCCAGAACACAAGGCGAAUGAUCCGUUCUGCCCUGAAGACGCACGGCAAGAUGUGGUGGGUAUCAUGUGGACUACUUUGAGGAAGACAUGUCCAACGAUUAAGAGCGUGGUGUUCAACCACCAGAAGAUAAUGUCCUCAAUAGAGUUAGAGGGAGCGGGAAAUGUGCCGGAAUGCUUGAAAGCGUUAAUACAAGCUUGUCCGAGGAACAUCGUUGCAGAAGUAUCCACCGUGGAAGAGAGAGAAGGACGUUAUUGGAACAAUGGCACCUACAGCGAUUUCUACAACGUAGAAUGCAGGAGAGCACACUAUCGGCCUCUGCAGGGUGGAGGCUGGGAGGAACUCGUGUCGAAAGCCAAGCAGGACGCAGUGCUGGUGCCUGGACGACGAUUUCGUGGAAUAGUCGGGCAGUUUGAGAAAAGUUACUUCCUUUUUAGGAGAAGGGUCCUCCAGGAACGUGCAUUCUGGCCCCUUGUUAUCGAAGCUUUGGAUCGAUACCACUUCGAUGAUGGAAGGAAUAAUGCUUUCCAGUGUCCAAACGUAGACUGUGGUUCAGUAUUUACGAAACCAGGUGAAUGGACAAUACAUGCAGCAACUACAAAACACGGUUGGGCCAAAGUAGAGGAUGGUUUAUUCGACAUACUACCCCCAGAAUUGAGAGCUGUAUUUGAGACCAAGUUCAAUCUGAUAGAGGCCAAGCAACAAGCAUCGGAGGAGGAGUCUACUAAGAUGUCUAGGGAUUGGAACGAAGAAGGGGAGGAGAGGAGAAAAGAGAUGGAACAAGAGUUCCUUCAACAACUAGAGAACGAUGCAGAUUGGGCGACAGGGGAGCAGGCAGUGGAUCAUCAGAUCUGGAAAAACUUUAUCAGGGUGAUGCAUCCGGAAUGGAAUGGAUUGUAAUGCUGACCCAUAUGGAUGUGCAUGGCAAUGUGCCAGGGACGCGACGUAUCCACAAAGGACGGGAUCUGCUACAGACUGAAGCAUGCGGGUACCUUGCUGCAGAGGCGGUGUAUUCUGCCGCCGGGAUACCAUCUAGAGUGCACAGGACAAACCAUCGGUCGGUUUCGACUGGGCAGUUCAAAGGGUCGCAUCUUGGUGGUCGGACGAUGCAGGUUUCUGUGCAUCUUUUGGAGUCGCAUAGAUGUAUUGUUGAUUAUAUACGAUCAGUAAUCCCCU
Messenger RNA from Alternaria alternata, 1885 nucleotides. RefSeq lists its product as hypothetical. The record is from RefSeq and is a predicted model, not a curated record. The transcript has 2 exons. Gene Ontology annotation, molecular function: protein binding. The coding region runs from base 263 to 1609 and encodes 448 amino acids. NCBI's taxonomy places the organism in Eukaryota, Fungi, Ascomycota, Dothideomycetes, Pleosporales, Pleosporaceae.